Messenger RNA from Clunio marinus, 189 nucleotides. NCBI's taxonomy places the organism in Eukaryota, Metazoa, Arthropoda, Insecta, Diptera, Chironomidae. The record is from the annotation of a GenBank genome assembly.
AUGAUGCUCGGGUUAGGCAGAGCGUUUUUAAUUAUGGAAUGUGAAAGAAACAAUUACAAAAUACGUUUCCCAUUUUUAGUUAAGCGAUGUGGCAAGAAUGAUAAUUUUCAAUGGGGAAUGAUGGUGAUGUGGAUAGAAAUGAAAAUAUUAUUCAACCAAUUAUUGCUUCAAAAACAAUUAAAGUUUUGA